UGUGAGCGCUCUGUGACUGGCCUUGCAAGUAGAAACUGCAGCGUGUGUCUUUCUACUCUCUGACUCUCAGCUGAAGAAGUGUCUUUUAGAAUGAAUCUCUUGACAGGACUAAAAAAAUAAAACUUAAUGUUUACUUUAAUUACAAUUGAUUAACAAAGAUAAGCGUGAAAAAAGAAGCAUUUCUCUUUUUGACAAUAUCUGGGAUACUUGAGAAAUAGGUCUUGGAAUAAUACAUUCAGGAAAAAAUGGAAAACUUUAAACUUUGACUUAGAGUCUGAACUCUAAAGGUAAAGUCUGCAGAGACUUUGUUCCAACGGCACAGCUGCAACCAAAACUGACUUUGAACUUUGACACAGGCUGGAGAGGACACAGCUGUGUUUGGGUCAUUCAUUGUCAGUUGAGCUGAGUGAGAAGUGGAUCGGAAAACAUCCGGACAGGAAAUGCAGCUGUGGAAAAUCUGAGACACCAGCCCAGUCCAGACUGUCUGUACUGAUCGCGCUGCUAAGAGAGAAAGCUCUUGCAUCCAGGCUGGUUACCACGUUUGACCGGGAGAGGGCAGCAAAGAAGCUUCAUAGUCUUUGUAGGGAAGAGGUGUGUUACCGUGUCCCGUACAGUGGGGGCGAUAGAGGGCUAUUUUUUCCACACAGGAAGAAGAAGAAGAAGAAGAAGAAGGGUCCCACUUUGAAAUGUUGUUGUGUCAUGUGUUGAAGAAGUGAAUUUGUCACUUAAAGAGUUUUCUGAAGCUCUCUAAUAAAAAAGGAAUCAAUCAACCGUUAGAUUUACCGCAAACCUUCGUGUUUACGCUGAAGUUUAAAGCGGGCUCGUGCUGUUUGUGGAUGGCUGUAGUUAGCUUACUUUAGCUAACAGUGAUGUCCUCGUCGUGGACAGAGCGCCAGGGAGAGGUGGGAGACCUGGGACACCUGAGUAAAGAAGAACUACAGGAACUGCUACUCCGACAAGAAGGGAUCCUCAGUAACAAGAAGUUAUUGCAGACGCUACCUGACAAAGGGAAAAAGAUAAAAGACUUUGCAGAUAAAGUGCGUCUUGCCAUUGAUGAUCACAGUGAGGAGGAGAGGAGACGAAGCCUAGUGUCUGUUGCGAGGACAGAGUUACAGUCCAAGUACCAGCAGGCUUUUGCUCACCGGCGUGCUGCCUCCAUCACACCAGCAGCCUCGCAUCAAAACAGGCAACAUGACGCUGCUGCAGGUGAUGCUGCACAGGAGAGCGAGACCUCACCUGCCUCAGCUCAAGUGCAAGAAAACCACACUUUGGACGAGCAACGAGAGCCGUUUGUCUCCGGAGCGACUGCUGUGGAAACCAUGGAAACGGUGGCUCGUGGGGCCUCUCUGAACUCUGAUGAAACAAAAGAGGGUGACCUUGUGGAGGCCCUGGAAAGGGUCACGCUGUCUGGAACUACUACUGGUGGCAGCAGCGUAUCCAAAGAGCCAUUAAACAGCAGUGCAAGAGACAAUUACUUUCUCAGAAAGCAACCACCAAAGAAGCCUCACUAUAUAACUGUCCUGGAAAAAACAGAGAAGUCUGCAGCUCCCAGGAAGCAAAAAUUUAAACCAAAUCAGCUGCCUCAUAGAAGUGACAUCUCUCCAUCAGGAUCCUCGUCACCCAGUCAGUCCUCUGAAGGCUCAUCGCCGCUGUCUGUGCAAGCCAGGAGGGAGCGGGACAGAAAACACCUGGAUGACAUCACUGCUGCCAGACUCCCCCCUCUCCAUCACAAUCCAGCCCAGCUCCUAUCUCUGGAGGAGUCAGCUGCACUGCUGAAGAAGCAAACCAAGAAGCAGCUGGAGUUGCAGGCCAAGCUGGCAGCCCAGAAACUGUCUGAAGGAUUGAAGAUCUCUAUGGGGAGCUACACUCCUGACGGUGCCCCCAUGGCUACCUACAGAGAGGUUCACGAUGAAGGAGCACAGCUCUCCUCAGAGGAAGACUGAUCCUGGAGGGCCAGCUGGGGAAACCAGUGUGACCUUGGCCCUGAGGGAAAGAGGCUUUGGACCUUGUGAUCAGGACCCAUCAGACAGGAUUUUCACUCCAAGGGCAACAAUUCUUCAGAGAGGAAAAGGGUCUUUUGCAUGGUGUGAAGGAAUAGUCGGUAUCCCAGACUCAGCUCAGGAAAUUGAAUGACAGGUUGAGAAACUAGCUUACUUAAUUGUCAUUCAGUCUGUAGUGGGUUCAGUUGUUUCAGCGUCCUGCAGGAAUAACAACACCUUCCGCUGACUACGACGCUUAAGUGCUAAAUUUGAAACAUGUGUCAUGUGGGAAAGUGUUUCUUGUCAGCAUGCUUAGACUGAUGACAUCAUGGCUUUCAGAUCCUGGGAGUGCUGAGGUUUCUGUUUUUAGUAUUUUUAAUAAUUCAAUUCACUUAAAGCUCAUCAGUGGUGACUGUUUACAGCUUUGUGGAGAAGCAGACGUGAGCCUGCAAAUAGUUAUGUCAAACUUCAAUGUUACAGAAUGUGUAACAUGAACAAAUAAAUCAUGUGAUUUCCUAAA
Maylandia zebra (zebra mbuna) is the source of this 2499-nucleotide messenger RNA. RefSeq names its product RNA polymerase II subunit M (gene polr2m). Gene Ontology annotation, cellular component: nucleus; intracellular anatomical structure. Gene Ontology annotation, molecular function: transcription elongation factor activity. Gene Ontology annotation, biological process: transcription elongation by RNA polymerase II; intracellular signal transduction. The record is from RefSeq and is a predicted model, not a curated record. NCBI's taxonomy places the organism in Eukaryota, Metazoa, Chordata, Actinopteri, Cichliformes, Cichlidae.